AUGUCUAACGGUUCAAUCUGCCUAAUAUCAUGUCUAAACGCGAAGGACCCCAAAGAUGCUACAGUUUAUACGGCUGCUGGAGGAACUGCCACUGUUGAAUUGACAAUUCUGGAAAAACCUGAUGGAAAUKUGAAGAAGAAAUCUUCAAAUUUGGAAUUCACAGGAUGCUUUAUAAAAAAUGAUGACAAUCUUCAUCAUUUUAUUGACAAAUCAUUCAGACCAAACUUCAACAGGAAGAAAUUUAAUACACAAAAACCAAAAUACCUUUUUUAUAGUCCUCUUCAUUUGAGCCAGUACCAAGGAGAUGUGACCAUGGCUGUUCUUAAGUAUAUGGAGAUUUCAAAGAAAGAGACGUCCAUGGAACUAACAACAUGUUGCCUGGAAAACCCAUUGGUUUUCAUGUUUAAUGGGCAUUUGUUCUUGUGCUGUGAUUCAGAAGAUCUAAACAAAAGCAAGUCUAUGGAUAAAUACAGCAAGGAGUAUGRAAUCAAUCAAACUUUAGAUUUCAGCAAGAGGUUUUAUGGAUUAGGCAUGGAGGAAGACCUUCUUAAGUUCAUUUCCUUCUACAUGCAGCAAACCAAAUCAGGGAGUUAUAACUGUAACGAAACAGAUUUUAAUAAACUGCAAGAGGCUGGGCCACUUCUUCUGGAAAAUAACAAAACUAUAGUGGGAUACUACAGAAAAGUGGAGGGAAACUGCAGAAUUAAGAUUUACUUGUUUGAAAAUAGUCAAGGAAGUACUACUUCUAACGUUUCUGGAUCUGCCACUGAACUGCUAAAUGUGAAACACUCUUUGAUUCUGUUUUGCAUUUGCCAUUCGAAACUAACAUUACCUAUACAACUCUCCACAGAUGUUCGUCGUGAUCGAAGCAGUGAUGACCUUGAUGGAAUUCCUUUUGGUGUUGAGCAACAACCGAUGUUUUUGAGCGAUUUUUUCGAAAAAGACGCAGAGAAUAUUAGAACCCUAUCUCGCUACCUUGACAGAAGGUCGUUGGUGAUAAAGAACUACGAAGACCUAGCAAGCCGCUUGAAAGCCCCUACGUUAAUCAUAGCGAAGUGCAAAAGCAACAUCGAACACAGUCCAACAUUAGAUCUCAUGCAGUUGGAGAAGGUUUCGACUCUUUCAGUUAAUGCGCUGGUGGAAAAAUUAGAGGCGAUCUCAAGAAAUGAUGUGGCCAAUAAAAUAAAAGAUAUUAUACCUGAAAAUGAAAGGGAAUGCCUCAGCGUAAAAAAUGCACUAAUUCGCUACGAAGAACUGUUUGAACAAGUUGCAGCCACGGUUGAUACAGCAAAAAGAUAUAACUGGGAAAUUCUUGGCCAUAAACUUGGAAUUCCAGGAGACGAAGUUAAACAGAUUGGAUUAGGGUGCAAUCCCACAGAACGUCUUUUGGUGGACUACGUGUAUCCAACAAUGGAAGCAGAGGAAUUGACAGUAGCACGGUUCCGAGAUCUCAUUAAAAAAAUAGAAAGACGUUCAAUAUUGAAUCUUCUCUCAGAAUCUGGAAUCACUGAACAAGACGAUUGUCGAUCCAUUAAAGAUGUCAUCCCUCCUGAUAGUGAAAUAAUGUGGAAAUUGUGUCUGGAACUAAACAASGAAGUUGUUGGUUUAAAAAACUGGAAGCAUUUGGCCUCUUCUUGGGGAAUAAAACACGAAAUCUAUUCUCAGUUUAAACCAAACCAGAAGACAAGCCCUACUGAGAUAUUACUCAAAGAAUGGUUAAUUGGUGAACGUCCGACAUUUACUGUCAAUGCACUUUGCCRUCUUUUGRGUGAAAUUAAGAGAAACGAUGCAAAAAAGUUUUUAGAAGAAACACUACAAGAAUAUAGCCAAGUACAUAUGUAGAAGUAUUUCAGUUAAGGGUGAUCAUCUAGUAUCACCCUACAAACUUAUUUUGUGUGUCAAAGUUUGAUAACACAUUUACACCGUCCAACUUAUAAGUUAUAACUUAUAUAACUUAUAAUAACUUAUAAGUGAACGUAUUGUUUAUGAACACUGCCAUCGUGGUGUAAAUGUGCCAACCAUUUUAACAAUAGGAUUUUUCACUUUGCUUUGUUGGGUGGCCAAUAGAUUUCUAGUUAGCAAUUUAAAUAACAAUCAACCAAUAAAAAUUGCGUCAUCGUACGCCAACCUAUAUUAGGUAACGUUUUCAAAUGACGUCAUUUAUAAUUACGUAAGAUUUAACUAAGGUGCGCCCAUGUGCCUUUGUUUCAGCGGACGCCUUUCUGUAUUCUUUGAUCAGCCCAGAGGUUGUUUCAAGGUUCUGUUUGUGAGUUAGCUAUACCCUGACAUAGAUCAGCCCAGAGGUUGAUUCAAGGUACAGUAAAAACCCGCAUAAAAGAACACCCAUUUUUGGAGUUGAGGCUGAUUUUGUUCUUAUUUAACGGGUGUUUACUGAAAAAUCAACCUGAAGGUGUUCUUAUUUUUUUAAGAACACUUUUUAAUAUUUCAGGCUGAUUGUGUUCUUAUUUACAUGGUACUUAAAACGCCCAAAUUCAGGCUGGGUGUUCUUAACCCACUUUUUCUUUUAUGCRGGUUUUUACUGUAUCGGUAAAAUUUGAAGGUUUGUGUCUCACCAUCAAGAAUCUUGCGACUGACCCUAGAAAAAAACGUAAGAUUGAGGUGAUCCGCGCACUAAAUAUUUUUUAAAUAGAAGUAGCAAUUGUACUUGUUCUUAGAUUUUAGAUAAACAACACUCGGAUCUUACUUAGCUUUUAUCUUAUACAUUUUAUACUUGUCUCAUAGAAGUCUCAUCAAAUUUCUCACUAGCGUACGUAUAUGAUAAGGGUUAACCGGUUCUUUGGGACUGACAUAAUAAGCCCACCAGCUUAUAAGAUAAAAUAGAUUGUAAUAGAAUUUGAAUGAAUUCGAUAAAUAAAUGUUAUGACUAUACUGUU
Messenger RNA from Actinia tenebrosa (Australian red waratah sea anemone), 2894 nucleotides. RefSeq lists its product as uncharacterized. NCBI's taxonomy places the organism in Eukaryota, Metazoa, Cnidaria, Anthozoa, Actiniaria, Actiniidae. Gene Ontology annotation, biological process: signal transduction. The record is from RefSeq and is a predicted model, not a curated record. Gene Ontology annotation, molecular function: protein binding.